AAUUAUAGAAUCGUAAAUCGGAAUUCCUCUUUCUCGUAACUUAGUUUAACCGAAGGAAUAAUAGAACCGAAACUGAAACCAAAAACUCAAAAAUCCAUCGACAUCGAUUCGCACUGCAUCAGAGAAUUGACAAAAUUGUUCGAAACGAAUAUUUGAUUAAUUCUUUUUUCGAUAUUUCACGUAUUUCGCAUUAUUUAUUAUUUUCUUGAUGAUACUAAAAGUUUUUUUUAGAUUUGAAGAGAUUAUGUGGUCCAAAAGGAAAGACUUGUCUGGAAUCUUCCAGAAAUUGACAGGAAGACCUUACGUUGUCGAUAUACCUAAUCGACUGCCAGAUUUCCGGAUUCGGUCCACGGAGAAAGAUGAUUUCUUCUGCCUACAGACCAUGGCAGAACAUUUGGAAACUGCCUGUUUUCCACCUCCUGACUUUUGUUACUUAAUGGAGAUGGCAAAUUUGAUGUAUACAGUUGUUGGUAAAAAUGACGAAAUUCUCGGUCAUGCGACUUUUAUGGAUUUUCCAGAAAUUUAUCCUAAAGGAGUAGACGAAUCAUCUUGGAUACAGUGGUUGAAUAGUCAAGUUAGGGAUCAUAGUUUUAAGUUUAUAAAUGCAAUUUUCUUACAUUAUUUUGUAUUUGUAAACCCUCUUCUCUCAGUGCAUUAUUUGAAACAAAUUCUACAAUAUUUAUUUGAAAAUGAAUAUCAUAUACAAUAUUGUUUUGUCAUCUUAUUGAAAACUGUUAAACAAGAUCACUUAGAAACUGUGUUUAAACCCAUAACUGAAGUAAAUAAAGACAAAAUAUUGUAUGUUGCAUAUAGACAAAAUUUUCAAAAGUUAAUGCAUGUUAGAGAUGGAAGAAUUGAAGAUAACGAUCAGUUGAGUCCGCUGUUAAAUCAGAAGAAUCCUCUAAUAGCCAAAACCUAUGGAGAAUUUUAUUUUGUCGAAUUACUUAAAUUGGUUAAUGAAAAUACAUUUAUUCUAGUUGCAGAGAUUGAAGAUUCUGCCGUUGGACUUAUGAUACUUUCGGCGGAAGUCGAUGUCGAAUUGUUAAAUAAAAAUUUUGAUCUGAAAUCAUUUCACAGAUUAGUAAAGAAAACUGAAAUGGAAAAUGAGAGAGAUGAAGAAUUGAGACUUGAAACAGAAAAUAUUAAGAAUGUUGAUUUUGAAGAGGAACUUGAAUAUCCAAAAUCUCAUUCACCCUCUGUUAGUACGUUUGAAGGAUUUAAUUCAAAUUUACAGAAGAGUAAUUGUUUUUGCAUUCAUUUCUAUUACAUAAAGGAGGAAUACAAAACAAGAUCGAUAGAAUUUCUUUUUUCUGCAUUUGAAAAAUACGAAAAUAUAGAUCAUUGCAUAAUUACCGUACCUCACAGCCUGCCGGAAUUUCCUUUAUUAAAGCAUUUUGUGAUGUUAACACCAAGACCAAAUUCUUUAUUUCCUCAUAAUUUAUAUUUGUGUCAUAAAGCAAGUUUGUACAGCCAUUUUCAGGUACGAUAUGCUGUUCCUACUGAUUUACCCAAAAUUACAAGCCUCAUAAAAACAUUAAAAGGAAGUAAGAAAAUAAUAAAUGAUGUUAUCCAGUAUUUUGAUGCAGGAUGUGAUGAGAGAAGAAGAAAAUUGCACGCUUUGGUUGCUUUGAAUAUUAAUCAGAUAAUAGGAAUAGUUGUAUUGAGGAAUAAGGAUGAAUUGGAUACUAUCAAUCUACAUUACUUUUUAGAAAACUUUAUGCAGUUUGAGUAUCAUGGUGACAAAGACUAUGGACAUGUGAUCCACUGUCUCUUAGUUCCAAUGUUUCGAAACUUUUCCAGAAUGUUUUUAAAGGAAAUUUUACGUAUUACAAAGAAAAUGACAUUGCAUUAUACCAUCUAUCCUACUCAUACAAUUAAUACAAGUCUAGAAUAUAAUGCAUUGAUUUCUCCUCUGGAAGAGUUUCAACCAGUAAAACCAAAAGAAUUUAAUUAUCAGUCAGAAGAAGAAUCUCAGGAAACUCCUUUUGCCCUGUAUCAUUUCAGUAGGAAAUUAUCUAUGAAACCAAAGAAAAACAUCAAUCACAGAAUAGUUAUAGUAGGAGCUUCUGAAGUUGCUUUAGGUGUACUGGAACAAUUAAUAUUUAACACCGAAAUGGCAUUUAAUAAUUUGGUUGUAAUAUCGCCUUACGGAAUUUCCGGAAAUACCACGGACGAUCCUUACCAGACAAUGCUACUUCCGGAAAGUGUAAAUUAUCCACAAGUUAUGUUGGAUAAACUCGGAUUUCAAACGUGGACGACUGUUAUUUACGGAAUGGUCACGGGUAUCGAUUGCAACGAUAAGUACGUAACUAUUGAAUCUUACGGAAAAUAUCCCUACGACGUUUUAGUGCUGUGUUGCGGAGUACAAUACGUAGAUCCCACGUUCCCCGCCGACUUCUUCCGAAUGCGGGAUGUCGCCGAGUCGUGGAGAAGAGAGAAAAUGCCCAACAACGUCUUCCUGAUCAACGACCAAUUCGACGCUUCCAAUUUUAUUUAUUACGUAAGAAAUUUCCUGGGAGAAGGCAAAGAUAAAAUCGUCGUUUACGGCCGGACCCUCGACGCGUAUCGCUGCGUGUCCACCCUCCUAGCUCUGGGGGUUUCCGGAUUGCAGGUGCAAUUGAUCCGGCCGGUGGCCGAAUCGCUGGAGAAUCAGAAGAAGUAUUGUAUCGAAAGCGAACGUGUGGACGAGACGAUUCGACGGUAUCUGAACGAAAAGCACGUGGUGGUCUGCGAUGAUUGGACGUUGAAAAAUUGGAAAUGCGACGAAAGGAGACACGUGACUCGCCUCACCUUCAGAGACGAGCAGAAUACUAAACACAUAGUGAGAUGCGCCAUGUUGGUGUCGUACGCCAGAAGCGGGGUAGACCCAGUCACCUUUAAAGCUCUGUCGCAUUCCGGACUGAAUUUUGACGGCGCGGCUGCCGUAGACGCCACUUUCCGGACCGGCCGCCCCGGAAUACUGGCCGGAGGAACCGCCACCCGACCCGAUCGACGUUAUUCCGUCCCCCGCUGGAACCGAAACCAUUUCGACUCGCGGGAACUAGGACUCGGGCUGGGCCGGGCCGUUGUCGACGCCGUAAAGGGGGAGGAGAUCGGAAAGGAAGACGACGAUUGGCCUCGUUUCCAAAGGCCCGUGGUGGCUCGGGCCCGACUUCCCGGAGGUCGACUUUACCUCAGCGUCCGAAGACCUCUUCACCCCCGUCCAUCCCCGUCUUCCGAUCGCCCUCGGGUGAUGGAAACAGGUAGCCCCGAGCGGGGAGAAGACUAUUUCCGAAUAGAACUCGAUUCUGGAUACCGGGUGCAAGCUGUCGUCUGUCUGUCCGAAAAGGAGUUUAAGGCGGCCGACCCCCGAUCUCUCUACGGACUGCACCAGAGCAUGCUGGGUAACGUCUGGGAUCGGUUCCGAGAGGAAUACGUCUCCGACUUUUUCUGUUACUUCGAAGAGCCUUGGGCCCGGCCUCUCUUCGCCGAUUGGUUCGGAGACUUCCGACGGGAGGCCCGAAAGAUCGUCCGCUCGUUCUUGACUUCCCGUCCGUGCGAAUUGGCGGAAGAAGCGAAGCGCGCGACGGAGGAAGAGAAGCGCCGCCUGUGGCGAUUCCUGGAUGAAGGAUGCAAGAGUCGCGUGGAGGAGCUCCUCUUCCGCUUCCUGUCUCGUCACCAGCGGGAAGCGUCCUCCUUCUCUCAUUAGCCACGUCUCGGGUCUUUCUGUCUCAUCGACAAUAAAACGUUAGCUUUAAAACAAACGAUAAUUUCGAGUGAUGUCGGUAGAUACGUCUUAAGAAAGGAG
Molecule: messenger RNA, 3787 nt
Organism: Centruroides sculpturatus (bark scorpion)
Lineage: Eukaryota; Metazoa; Arthropoda; Arachnida; Scorpiones; Buthidae
Product: cilia- and flagella-associated protein 61-like
Exons: 28
Coding region: 209-3688 (1159 amino acids)
Source: RefSeq, a predicted model, not a curated record